GUUAUCAAUAUAAGUUGUUUCAGUUGAUUGUUUUUACUGUGCGAUUAUACUUUUUUUAAUAAUGAGGCCGAAUUAUAAUUGCAAAUAGUGAUACCAAAUUUGAAAAAUGGAUAACGCCAACAAUAAUGCUGCAUCAGAGCCAAGUUUGGAAGAUAAAUCAGCAGCACCAGCUGAGAACGACAAGAAAAACGAGAGUACCUUAGAGAAUGUUAGUCUUACAACUCACGAGGAGGAAAAUCCCGAGACUGAUGACGACCCUCCUCUAAAGGAAGGGGAAACAGUUCCGUUGCUAGGACCUAACGAAGAUUCUAAGGAUAAUAAACCCGAUACUCCAGCUAGCAAACCAGUAACGUUUAACUUAGACAAUCCUGGAAAUCAGCAAAAUGGUACUGAGCUUGUGAGGAAACCUGAUAAUACAAAUAGCAAACCACCAACUGAUAAUCCAUUUAACAAGCCACCUAUUGAUGAUCCAGCUAGCAAACCACCAACAGUGUUUAAGUUAGAAAAUCCAGGAAACCAGCAAAAUGGUACUGGACUUGUGAAUAAAUUAAAAAGCGUGGCUGAAAAUUUUUUAUCCAGUAGUGAGAGUAGCCGGCCUACCGAAUUUGAUCCAGAAUCUAUAGGGGAUGAAGAAUCGACCCCGUUGUUAUCGAGAACACCAUUUAAUAGACGGUUCUUGGAUAGACUGUGGAUGGUGCUUUUCAUAACGCUCAUAGUAUUAGCUGUUUCUAUUGGUGCAUUUUUGUUAAUCUGGUUGGGUCAAACACAAUCUGAAAAUGGAUAUUUUAAUUAUAUUCUCAAAAACCAGUGGAUUACCCUUGAAGCCGGAUAUGAAUCUCCAACUCACAUGAAAAAAUUAAAACUUCCCGCCCAUAACGUCUUUUUCAUCGAGCUCAAUUCUACGGACAAAACAAUCUGCCAUCAAGCAUCGUCUAACGAAAAUUGCGUAAAGCUUCUUCGGAAGAACCAAAUGAAAGAUAGACACGAACCGGAUAUUUUGUUUAAUUUUAUCGUGGACCAAGACGGAACUAUCUACGAAGGACGAGGCUGGGAUCGCUGUACUUGUAAAGCAAGUUUUACAGACGAAGAUCUAACAAUUGCAUUUUUAAUUGACAAUAAUACCAUCCGACAAGUUGUUCCAAGAUACGUACUCAACUUUUUGAAUCAAGCUACAAUUGACCAGAAACUGGAUCCAUGUUAUAGAAAUUUUGUAUAUAAUGGAACUAUUCUGUAUGUAGUUUCAGAUUACAUCAAAUCGUUCCGAAAUAUUUGUUAGACAAAUUUAUUAUUCUCGAACUAUCACCGUCAUUAGUCAAUGUAAAUCAAAAAUAUUAGUGUUAUUUGUUUUGUUACUAGAAUUAUAUUUACAUUUUUUGUUUUAUAAGGACUGCUUUUGCUUUAUGUUAUUGAUAUUUAUAAUAAUUAGAUGUACUGAUUUUUUCUGUUAUUUAAAUAUACAGGAGAGAUAGUUAUUUUCGUCCGACAACUUAAUUCGACGUGAUGAUCGUAACCAUUUCUAAAAUACUGCGAAUAGUCAAAACUUGAAUAGUCUAUUCAAUAGUCACUAAGUAUAAAAAUAUUAUAACAUCAGGUGCUUUGAUAUAAUUUAGUUACAAAUAUUUCUGACCCAACCGGUAAAAAGUCGCCCGAAACAUAUUUUCUUACGUACCAAAAUAUUUUUUUUCUAGUCGGUAUUUGAGUCAAUAAAUUAAUUAAAUUGGUUAGUUUUCGUUUUUAGCUUUGUUGCCACUGCCAAAUUUUUUACUGGAAAGUGUAACUGUUUUGUAUAUUUUUAUUUUUAUUUAUUUUCUGGCCUUUAAAAUGUAUAGUUAUUAUUCUUUAUAAUUCGGUGUUUUCCCAUUUUUCAACCUCAAACUUUUGAACGUUGAUUGAGUUUUCUGUAUAAAAGAUUGAACGGUGUUGAGAAUUUAUGUAUUGUGAUUGAAAUCUUUAUCUCUUCUAUUUAAAAAUACAUUUAUUGAGUUUUUGUAAAAAAAAAUCCAAGACUUUCUAUAAAUUUUAUUUUAAUCUUAGCGUUUAUAAUCGUACUGUCCUAAAUUUUCGAUUAUCUUAAUGCUGCAUGAUAUAAUAUCUUUACUUACAGUAACAGAAUAUUUUGUUUAACACGUUGAGUGCCACAUAUUAUGAUACCAACAUGGUCUCGCACUUUUAUGGGAUUAUAGGGCAACAUGAAGCCACUUUGGCCUCACCAUUUAUGCCAAAAAUAUUAUAUCGGCUUCUGGGACCAUUUGAUUUGUAUGCAUGAUUGUACUCAACCUGUCAAAACAAAUUAGCCAAAUAUUAAGUCAAUCUAGAACAAACUUACAUGGUAAACUGUUAUGAUUUAGAGUAAUUUCAAUGAUUUAAGAUAAGUCAAUUACUCAGUGUAAAAUAUUUUAUAAACAAAACCGUUGAAAUGAUGAAAAAAUAUGGAGUCUGCACAAAGUUGAUUGAUCAGUCUAUAUACAGAUCCAUUUCGUUUUUCGUUUGGGUACUUUCACUAGCCGUUUUAAGAUUAAAGCUUAAAUUUGAUUUAGUGUUACAGAUUUUCUGAAAUGGUCUUUUAUCUCCCACUGCUUAACUUGAUAUUAAGUAACAAUGGUGAAGGAAAUUACUACUUAGUCGUUUGUUCUCUUAAUGAGCAACCAUUACAUAAAAUUCCGUUACUAGUAAUAUUUUUUUAAUUUUAAAUUAUUGACAAGAUCAACUAGAAUUAGACAAUCGUCAUUAUUCUACGAUACAAGCAAGUUACCUACGAGUUUCACUUUGCAGAUUUUUUUUCUACUUAUUGUUUUUUCAUUUAUUAUCUAUUCUUAUGAUAUACUUUCUUAUAUUCUGACAAAUUAAACUGGUUUUAGUUCACGUGUAGACAGAUUUCCAUAUUUUUUGUGGUCGGCAUCGUAUUUUUUGACACGUUAGAAUUUAAUUUGUCCGUCUCUUAACUCAGAUUAGUUGCAUUUAUUACUAAAAAUAGUUACACUUUUCAUUAAAAUAAUAAGUUCUUUUUAUUGUAGAGUUUAUCGCCAUAAAUUAAGUUAAAGUAAGCGUGCUAAUUAUUGACAGGGCUAUUAGUAUCAAAUAUGGCUGAAUGAUCUCGUUGAUCGAUGCAUUUCCCUGUGAUGUGUUAUAUUUUCAUAAAAAUAGUGUUUUUAGAGACUUAGUUUAAGUUUAUUUACAAAAUCAACUAAUCAACCAACUUUUUUUAUAUAUCGUACUUGUGUUAAAAAUUUUUUUAAUGUUAAAAAAUAAGUGACAUUCUAUAUAGAAAGAGAAACUU
Messenger RNA from Diabrotica balteata, 3277 nucleotides. NCBI's taxonomy places the organism in Eukaryota, Metazoa, Arthropoda, Insecta, Coleoptera, Chrysomelidae. The record is from the annotation of a GenBank genome assembly.